GAGGCGGAGCAGCGGGCUACCCAGACACCAGGGCCGGGCGUCGCCCCUCGCCUCCAUGGCAACGAGCCGCCGCCGCAGCUCGCAAGCCACGGGCUAACGGAGCCGGCAGGCUGCGCCUCCCCCCCGCCCCCGCACGCGGGCACGCACCCAAGGGCAGAGGUGCAGGUGGCUCCACCAGGAGUUCAUCCUGAAGAAAUCUUGCUGCUGAGGGUGACCUGGGAAGCAAGGGAGGGUCUUCUACUGCAAUGCGGAUUCCACCCUGGCCCAUAUGCAGCCUGCCUGUGUGCAGCAAUGGUCCCCUCACCCCUCACGGCACAGUGUCGCAGACAAGUUAGCCUUACUGGGACCAGGAACACAGUGGCUCUCCCGAGAAACCUGCGCAAGCGCAUUGCCCAAUUUCUGGAUGAGACCUCUGAAGAGAUCACUGAGACCAAUUACCACGAUGUGAGAGAGCACAUCAAUGACCUAUUUCGCAUCUUAGGCAUGCAUGCAGCCCUAACCAUCCUCACCCCAAGAGCCUCCACCGAAUAACUUCCUUCCCAAAAUAAAAGCCGCUUACUGGGAAUUUCCUCAGAUGUUUGUCCUUCCCCAAGCACCGGCCCCCACGACUGGCUACCUUCCUCCUGGCUUGAGAACAGCUCCUGGCUGCAUGCAUCUAAGGAUUCUGGGGUGUUUUCCUCCAUCUCGGCACCCUUGCUCCCACUUUGCUGCUCCUCCUCCUGCCUUGUUGGACUGGGCUCUGAAGUGUCCAUGGUGGUACUCUGAGUGGAGAUGGGGUCGCCCCCAAGUAUCACGUCCAGCUCUUUGUAGAAACAGCAGGUUGCAGGGGCAGAACCGGAGCGGCUGUUUGCCUUGGGGGGUUUGCGGUUUGUGAGAGACGAUGAAUUUGGCUGAGAUUUGUGAUAAUGCCAAAAAAGGGAGAGAAUAUGCGCUUCUUGGGAACUACGACUCCUCUAUGGUAUAUUACCAAGGUGUCAUCCAGCAGAUUCAGAGACACUGUCAAUCAAUCAGAGACCCAGCAGUUAAGGGCAAAUGGCAACAGGUCCGGCAAGAAUUACUGGAGGAAUAUGAGCAAGUAAAGAGUAUUGUCAACACGUUAGAGAGUUUUAAAAUAGACAAACCUCCAGAUAUUCCUGUAUCCUAUCAAGAUGAGCCAUUUAGGGAUCCUGCUGUUUGGCCACCUCCAGUUCCCGCUGAGCACAGGGCUCCACCUCAGAUAAAACGUCCCAACCGAGAAGUUAAACCUUUGAGGAAAGAAUCACCAGGAUUGCAGCCGCGAGGGCCUGUGGGCAGAGCACACCCAAUAUCAAAAAGUGAAAAGCCUACCAGUAGCCGAGAGAGGGAAUCUAGAGCUAAAGGGAGAGAGGACAAGGGAAAGAAAAUUCCACAGGAAGGUGCUGGUGAUGGGGAAAUUCAGAAAUUUGAUGGAGCAGGAUAUGAUAAAGACCUGGUUGAAGCACUGGAAAGGGACAUUGUAUCAAGAAAUCCAAGCAUUCAUUGGGAUGACAUAGCAGAUUUGGAAGAAGCCAAGAAACUAUUAAGGGAAGCGGUUGUUCUGCCGAUGUGGAUGCCUGAUUUUUUCAAAGGGAUCAGAAGGCCUUGGAAGGGUGUUCUGAUGGUUGGCCCCCCUGGGACUGGCAAAACCAUGCUAGCAAAAGCCGUUGCUACGGAAUGUGGGACAACAUUCUUCAACGUUUCCUCCUCCACUCUGACGUCCAAAUACAGGGGCGAGUCUGAGAAGCUAGUCCGCCUGUUGUUUGAAAUGGCAAGGUUUUAUGCGCCAACAACAAUCUUCAUUGAUGAAAUCGAUUCCAUCUGCAGCCGCAGAGGCACUUCCGACGAACAUGAAGCAAGUCGCAGGGUCAAGUCGGAGCUGCUUGUUCAGAUGGACGGAGUAGGUGGUGCACUAGAAAAUGAUGACCCUUCCAAAAUGGUGAUGGUGCUGGCUGCUACAAACUUUCCCUGGGACAUCGAUGAAGCGUUGCGAAGAAGAUUAGAGAAACGGAUUUAUAUACCUUUGCCAACAGCAAAAGGUAGAGCAGAGCUGCUUAAGAUUAAUCUUCGGGAAGUAGAGAUGGAUCCUGAUAUACACCUUGAAGAAAUUGCUGAGAAGAUCGAAGGCUACUCUGGUGCUGAUAUAACUAAUGUUUGCAGGGAUGCCUCUUUGAUGGCAAUGAGACGGCGCAUUAACGGCUUAACCCCAGAAGAGAUCCGUGCACUUUCUAAAGAGGAACUUCAGAUGCCUGUCACCAAGGGGGACUUUGAGCUGGCUCUGAAGAAAAUCUCCAAGUCUGUUUCAGCUGCAGACCUGGAGAAGUAUGAAAAAUGGAUGGCGGAGUUUGGAUCUGCUUAACCUCAGUGACGUCUGUUCUGGGCAAUAAUUUUUUUUUAUCUUUUUCUGUUGUAAACUGUAAAAUGAGUUAAAAAUGUUUUAAAAGCUUUAAUAAAAGGUUUGAUUUUUUUUUUCCUUCUGGUGACAAGAACCCCCCCCCCCCUUUUAAAUUUUGUUACUCUUGAAAGGAAUAAAAAUGGUAACUCACACAAGACAUAAAGAUGCUUUCUGACUGAAUAGUAAAAUGCAUAAAUAGCAAAGGGAAAAUACACUUUUGAAGAUAAGCUGCACUUUUCCAGUGAAUUUCAGUGUUCCCUAUUUUCACACACACUAGUCUUUCAUGGCCCAGAUCUGUAAAUCAGGCAUGGGAGGGUGAUGAGAGAAGCUAGCAGAGAUUUGCUGCACACCUUAUUUGUAGGAAUUGCUGUAUUUCUAGUAAGGAUCGGGUUCCUUGCCCUUGUAUGUGGCACUGAAGUUACUGUUCGGCUGCUGCUUCUCCUUUCAUUAGGUUAUUCUGAGCAAAGUAAGUGGGUAAAAUUGGCCUUGUUUACAAUAAGCAGAGAGCAGUUUGCAUCAAGACUCAAAUUGUUAAUGAUUUUGUUGGAAACUUUUUCAGCCUAAUUUUUCUCUCACUCUCACCAGUUUUACACUGGUGUAACUUCACAGACUUCUGUGGUGUUAUUCUGACUUUACGCCAGUGGAAGUGAAAGGAAAAUCGGGGCACUUGAUUUCUUUUGGUCAAGCUUAGGCCACAUUUGCACCAGUGUAACCAAAGCUGUGAUUUUUUUUAACUGAUUUUAGUUGACCUUCCACUCUUGCACUAUUACUCAUCCCCGUGUAUUUUGUUUGUGUUUUCUAGAUAUUUUUUAUUCUUAUUUAUUAAACACCAAUAGUGUGCUUGACUCAAUUCAAGACUUAAUACCAAGCCCAUUCCUGCUCCUAGAAGACAGACACUGGACAUGGAGCUCUCGUUUUCCUAUCAGUCACAAACACUCUCUUUCCUAGACUUGGUACAGGACAACAUUUGUUUACGCUGUGGAACUGUUUUUGCAGUUCAGACUUUUAUGCAGUUUUCUUAAAUGUGUAAAAAUGCUUUGACUGGGAAAAUGAUUAAUUUCGGUAGAUUGUCUCCUACCCCAAGCCAAUGUAGUGCUGAAAAAGGCUGGAUUGGCAGCUUUGGCGCAUGAAGGCCUCCGUCCCAGAGUGUGGCUGUCACACUGGAAGUAGCUGUGCUGGCCGCUCUCCACAUGAGUUUGUGGCUCUCAUAUCUGACGUACCGGAGCUUCCUCUGCUAGGAACAGAGAGAGAGUUCAGUUUCAGUGGCCAUCCUGUCCUUGGCCUCUCUGCUGAGGCUGUCAGUAAGGCUGCCAGUUGUGACGAUGGGGAUUGUAACAUCGACCUGUUCUUUAGGAAUUAGACCGAGUCCACUUUUCGUAUAAUCGCCAAACUGCUGUGGCAUGCAAGCAACUUCUUGCUAUAAUUGACUUUGACCAGACCUAGAAAGGUUCCAACUACCAUUAUUACUCCACCGAGCUAGCCAGCCCUUCAUAGUACCUGCGGGACAUGGCCAGAAUUGUUUAAAUGAAUUCCUAGUGCAAACACAACUCUGGUGCCUCACCCAUUCACUUGUUAGGGGAGAAAGACGUCUGGGAUUUAUUCUAAACAGUUCUACAGCACAUAACUGGUUACGUAGGCUACAUUUGCAAUAGUUUUGCCAUGAAUUCAUUAUCUGUAGAUACCUUGGACGUAGACAGCACCUUGGGCUGAGCCUGUGAAUGGUACGGUUUGCUCUUUUCAAGCAAAGGGCCUGCUGUAACUUGAAUGGAAAAAAUCCCAAUAAAUGUCCUGAUGACUCUCA
This is a messenger RNA of Caretta caretta (loggerhead turtle), 4190 nucleotides long. It is a transcript of the gene KATNAL1, whose product is annotated as katanin catalytic subunit A1 like 1. Gene Ontology annotation, biological process: microtubule severing. Gene Ontology annotation, molecular function: ATP binding; microtubule severing ATPase activity; ATP hydrolysis activity. The record is from RefSeq and is a predicted model, not a curated record. NCBI's taxonomy places the organism in Eukaryota, Metazoa, Chordata, Testudines, Cheloniidae. Gene Ontology annotation, cellular component: microtubule; microtubule cytoskeleton.